AUGGGAGAUGGUUACCAUGGUUACCGCAGAGGUUCUGAUGAUGCAGUAGAGAUGCAGCUUCAAGGCAGCAACAGACAGGCAGACAGACAGACAGGGCAGACAGCACGGACCGGACAGGACAGCAGGCACCGGCAGACAGCCACCAGAGCAGACAGACAGGCAGAAGAAGAGACAGGGCAGACAGCACGGAACGGACCAGACAGACAGGCAGGCAGGUCGCAGACAAGACGGCAGCCCACGAAACAGACAGACAGCACAGGACAGGCCAGGCAGCAGAAAGCACGACACGGCCUCACGAACAGACAGACCAGACCACUCCACAAGCGGCAGGCAGGCAGCAGAGACAGACCAGGCAGACAGCCCCCACGGACGGCCCACGGCCCACCACGGACAGGACAGACCAGGGAGGCAGACAGGCAGAACGAGACCAGACAGGCAGACAGACAGACAGACAGACAGGCAGGCAGACAAGACAGGCAGGGCAGAGAGACAGCACAGGCACGACACGCCACGACGGACGCCACGGACAGGACCCAGACAGGCAGGCAGACAGACGGACGCCACGCACGGCCAUGCUGA
This is a messenger RNA of Seriola dumerili (greater amberjack), 579 nucleotides long. RefSeq names its product octapeptide-repeat protein T2-like. Lineage: Eukaryota; Metazoa; Chordata; Actinopteri; Carangiformes; Carangidae. The transcript has 2 exons. Bases 1 to 579 code for a protein of 192 amino acids. The record is from RefSeq and is a predicted model, not a curated record.